UUUACGAGUUCUGUCGUGGACCCAAUACAGCGUAGACAACUCGAAAUAUCAACCAAGUAUUUGGCGAAGAUGUGGCUAAUGAACGCACAAUACGUCGAAUACGGUUUGAAAAGUUUCGUUCUAGAAAUUUUAAUCUUGAAAAUGAGUCGCGUGGGCGAUCCGAGACCAAGGUGGAUAAUGAUGAGCUGAAAGCUGUGGUGGAAGCGGAUACAUCCCAAACUACGCGUGAAUUAACAGCAAGGUUUAACGUUACUAUACCAAAAGUAUUGGAUCAUUUGAAACAAAUCGGCAAGUGGAUAUUUUCGACAAUCGCAAGCGUUCGAUACAACGGUUGGAUAUAGAUGAAGUUGAAACACAAUCUGAAACUGAAUAUUCACAAAAGAAAGCUAAUGGUGUCUGGUCGGUGUUCGGUGGUCCAGUGCUGGUAUUAUCAAAUGCAGCUUCGUGAAACCUGGUUAAUAUCGAUCAGUAUAGCUGAUGUCUCUUGUAACCAACUGGACGAAAUAAUGAGGAUACUUGCGAUCAAGCAGCCGAGGUACUGGACCACUUCUUGCAAGGAAAAAUAUUCAGUUCUCAACAAGCUGUGGAAAACGCCUUCCGCGAUCUCAACGUCACCCACUUUCCGGGCUUCUUCGUUGCUGGCAUAAAUAAGCUAGCGUUAAAACGGCGAAACUGUGUCGAUAGUUAGGCGCAUAUUUUGAUUAGUUGUAUU
Harpegnathos saltator (Jerdon's jumping ant) is the source of this 712-nucleotide messenger RNA. RefSeq lists its product as uncharacterized. The record is from RefSeq and is a predicted model, not a curated record. The coding region runs from base 342 to 647 and encodes 101 amino acids. The transcript has 3 exons. Lineage: Eukaryota; Metazoa; Arthropoda; Insecta; Hymenoptera; Formicidae.